GUGGUGUAGUCUACGUGAUACGCAGGUAUACGCCGUAUACCCACUAGGAAUGUUCAAGGAUUUCCGUAUACCCACUUAAAAAAGCGCGAGGAUACGUAACGACAUCGUUUUGUGACAGAACUUUCACACAUUCAUUCAUAAAUUCCAUUCAUUCAUAAAUUCACCCCGUCUAUGUUGCCAUUGGGGCGCCGCUGCCGUGGCACGUCACCUGGGUCUGACGUCACCUUCAUUGAUUGGCGGUCAUUUUCGGCGCGCAAGUUAGAAAAUUAUGAAUGGAAUACCUAUACUAUAAAACGAAACGAAAAACAUGAAACGAAAACAAAAUCAAAUGACACUCUUUCAGUGUUUUCGUAAGCCUGCCUCUGAAGCUACUGCCGCUUCUUCGGGUGACGCCGCAGAAGACGUUAAUUUGAAAGAAACGACAGAAAAAGAGACCGUUUCUGUCCUUCGCGGUGCAGAAGAGCCCGAUGUUAUCGCAACGUUACCUGAUGAUGAGAGGGAUGAGAACUCCUGGCCAGCAUUGUGGACUGAAAGUCAGGCUAGGGAAUUUAAAAACAGGCAUCCUUGGUUAGAAUGGAGGGACAGAAAGUUAGGUUGUGCUGUUUGCAGCGCAACAAAAUCAACAGGAAUCCUCACAGAAAAAAGAGUGUCAAUGUCCGAGGAGUGGGUGUACUUUAAGAUCCAGGCCUCAAACACAAACCGAUCAACAGCUCUGACCUCUUUGAGGAACAAAAUACACCGACAUGAGACAUCCAGGGCACACGAAAUAGCCCAGGAGCUCACUGAAAAGGGUGGGCAGAAUGUACUUGGAAAUAUGGUGAGAACCAUCUCCGAGACUGUGUUGGCUGAGACAGAUGCUGUAUUCAGAACAGCAUACUAUCUUGCGAAGAUGAACCGACCUUUCACUGACCAUGACAAUCUCGUUGAUCUUCAGGAAAAAAAUGGUGUCAACAUGGGCACUAGUCUGCACUCAAGGUACAGUUCCACAAAAAUUGUGGAACACAUAGCAAAAGAGAUGCAGAAAAAAAUAGUUCACAGUAUUGUGUCGUCUUCAAGCAAGUUGUCUGUUCUCAUUGAUGAGGCAACAUCUCUCAGCCACAAAUCUGCCAUGAUUGUCAACUUGAAAGCCUCAGUAGAUGGAGCUACUCCUGAAUUUGUGUUUCUGGAGCUGGUUGAGCUGGAAAGCCAAAAGGCAGAGGAUAUAGAAGAAGCUCUCCUUGACUGUUUAUACACUGCAGGCUUCAGUGAAGAUUGGCUUCAAAAGAACUGGGUUUCAUUUGUUUCUGAUGGAGCCAGUGUCAUGUUGGGCAAGAACACUGGUGUUGCAACCAGGCUGAUGGCAAGAUACCCUAACCUCUUCACAUGGCACUGCAUGAACCAUCGUUUGGAACUGGCUGUAUCUGAUGCUGUGGAUGAGGUUCAGGCAGUCAACCACUUCAGAGCGUUCAUGGAGAAGAUCCACAAUCUCUACAGUCAGUCAAAUAAAAAUUCACGGGAGCUUCUGGAAGCAGCGCAAGAAGUGGGCUCACAAGUCCUGAAAAUUGGCAGGGUUUUAAAUACACGAUGGGUGGCCAGCAGCUUCCGUUCUGUAAAGGCUGUGUGGAGGUCGUAUGAAGCACUCAACAGACACUUUGAAAAUGCUGCAGGAGACCAAACAAGAAGCAGCAAAGAGAGACAAACGUACAGAGGCUUGGCACGUCGUAUGCAAAGCAAGGAAUUCCUGUGUGACCUAGGACUAAUGUACGAUGCACUGUCUGAACUUUCAAAUCUGUCUCAGCAACUCCAGGCCCAUUCAGUCACACUCUUGAGAGCAGAGCAGCUUCUGAAGCGCACCCUCAGAGUGCUGGCAUCAUUCAAAGACACCCCAGGAGAGAAAUUAGAGGAGGCACUGACAGCACAAGCUUUGGGACAUUUAGGAUCAGUUCAUCUGGAGUCAAAUGCAAAGCUCAUACCAAUCAACACAAAGCAGUUCCUGCAAAGUCUGAUUAACAACAUGGAGAAGCGCCUCUCAUUUGAAGGUGAAAUGCUUCAUGACCUCAGUAUUCUGGAUACAGGCAACUGGCCAUCAACACCUGGCAUACGGCAUGGUGAGGCACAAGUGAAACGAUUGUGCAGGCGGUUCAAUCUUUGUGAAGAGCAAGCAGUUAAUGGUAUGAGAGAUUUCCUUGAGCACCCAGAAAGUGAGCCUGAAAGCUUAAAACCGCUCAUACGAUGCAUGCAGACCAUCCCUUGCAGCACUGCUGAGUGUGAAAGGGGCUUCAGUGUCAUGAACAAUAUAUGCACUGACAAAAGAUCUACACUGUUGUUGUCCACCAUAAGUAAUUUAAUGAUGAUCAGCAUCAAUGGGCCCCCAGUAAGACUUUUUGAACCAAGAAAGUAUGUCACAAUAUGGCUAAAAAGCCAUCGCUCUGCCACACAGGCAAGGAGGCAGUGCACACAUCAGCUGCCAGAGUAUAAGCAUAUUUGGAAAGCAUUAUAGACUGCCUACCCCCCAUAGUGACUUAGUGACCCCACUCCUCCCCUUCUUACCCCACUCCAAGGACACUGCUAGCAAUCUAAAUGGAACAGGAGCUUGGCUUUCUGUAUGUGUUCCAGUCUUUUUUUCCAGGACCUGUGGACUCCAGGAACCCAGUAUGGGUACUUUGACAAUGUUAAAGGGAUAGUUGACCCAGUUCAGUCAUCUGUCAUUUACUUGUCCUCAAGUUGUUUCAAACCUGUAGAAAUUUCUUAGUUCUGCUGAACACAAAGUAAGAUAUUUUAAAGAAUGUUUGUAACCAAUCAGAUAU
Megalobrama amblycephala (Wuchang bream) is the source of this 2786-nucleotide messenger RNA. Its product is annotated as E3 SUMO-protein ligase KIAA1586-like. The coding region runs from base 308 to 2479 and encodes 723 amino acids. NCBI's taxonomy places the organism in Eukaryota, Metazoa, Chordata, Actinopteri, Cypriniformes, Xenocyprididae. The record is from RefSeq and is a predicted model, not a curated record. The transcript has 3 exons.